UAUUCUUGGCACCUCGUAUUACUCUAAAGCCACUUGUUCCAAGUUUCCCAUGUUUUUCAAGCAUAAGUGUUUCUUUGGUGGAAAAGCCUUAUCUUGACUUUGGACUCAAACUACUUGGGGCAGACAUCAUGGCCAUUCCUGUAUUAUAUCGCUUUGUUCAGGACAAAAUUGCUUCCGAAAUUUCAAAACUCUACCAUUGGCCUAAAGAUUUGGAGAUAAAAAUUCUGGAUAAUGCUAGCGGUGCCACGAAGAAACCUGUUGGAAUACUACAUGUGAAGGUCGUGCGUGCGCUAAACCUCUUGAAAAUGGAUAUCCUCGGUAAAUCUGAUCCUUACGUGAAACUAAGUUUGAGUGGUGAAAGACUGCCAUCCAAGAAAACUUCGGUGAAGAUGAGCAAUCUUAACCCUGAAUGGAAUGAGACUUUCAAGCUUAUUGUGAAGGAUCCUCGAACCCAAGUUCUUCAGCUACAUUUGUUUGACUGGGAAAAGGUCAAAGCCCAUGACAAACUGGGCAUGCAAGUUGUGUCACUUAAUUCACUUACUCCUUAUGAGAUGAAGCAAUUCACUCUUGAUCUUCUCAAGAACAUGAACCCAAAUGAUUCACAUAACAAAAGAAAUAGAGGAAAAGUUGUGGUGGAAUUGACAUUCGAACCUUUUCGAGAAGAAUUUGAGAAAUUAAGCGGAUUUUUAGAUGGCGAAGCAAAGCUCAAAAGCCCAGGAAGCUCUUCUUCCCUUGGUUCAUCCGGUGGCGGUCUUCUUUCUGUAACCGUUGAAGGUGCAGAAGAUGUUGAAGGAAAGCAUCACAACAAUCCCUACGCAGCUGUUUCUUUUAGAGGAGAGCGCAAAAAAACCAAGGUAAUAAAAAAAAGUAGAGAUCCACGGUGGAAUGAAGGGUUCCAGUUCGUGUUAGAUGAACCACCAGUUAACGACAUGAUACAUAUUGAAGUUAUAAGCAAGAGGAGAGGUUUCAGCUGGCAUGCUAAGGAAUCUCUGGGCCAUGUUGAUCUUAACCUCGCAGAUGUCGUGAAUAAUGGGCGCAUCAACAAUAGAUUUAAUCUCAUAAACUCUAAGAAUGGAGUGAUUCACGUUGAGCUCAGAUGGAGCACCGUUUGACCAACAGCUGCAGUAAGGUUCUCAUUCAGCUGCUCCGACAUACAGCCUCCGAAGAUUGAAAAAUAAGAUUUUGAAGCUGGAGCUAAAUGGUUGUGAUGAAGCUGAUGGCGAUCCUGGGUGUAAAUUUCUUCUGUGCCUCUAUGUAAAUAAUAUAUAGUUUUUGUUCUUUAGUUUCGUCUUAACAAAUUUCCCUUUCAGAUAUCUGUGAUUAUUAUGGGCAGAAGUUGUAUUGCCAGAGAUGUCAUCAUAUUGUACAUAUGAAUGUAACACCACUGUCCAGUUUUCAGGUGUCAUUAACAAAAGUUGUGAGGAUACUGGAGCAGGUUUUACAUUCACAUCACACAAUUCUUAUUUAUUUACAUUUCUAAUACCUAAAUUUUUAU
Molecule: messenger RNA, 1495 nt
Organism: Phalaenopsis equestris
Lineage: Eukaryota; Viridiplantae; Streptophyta; Magnoliopsida; Asparagales; Orchidaceae
Product: synaptotagmin-3-like
Exons: 8
Coding region: 129-1112 (327 amino acids)
Cellular component (GO): endoplasmic reticulum
Molecular function (GO): lipid binding
Source: RefSeq, a predicted model, not a curated record